Molecule: messenger RNA, 624 nt
Organism: Paraglomus brasilianum
Lineage: Eukaryota; Fungi; Glomeromycota; Glomeromycetes; Paraglomerales; Paraglomeraceae
Source: the annotation of a GenBank genome assembly
AUGACCAAGCAUUCCGUUAUCUCCCUUCUAUUUAUUGUUGUUUUAUCAGUUCUUGUUGCUCUCACGACUGCGUCGGACGAGGCGCUAAUUACCAAAAAAGUUUACUUUGAUAUUAAGCAAGGAAAUAAGAGCCUAGGCCGUGUAGUGAUAGGCCUCUUCGGCAAGGAUGUUCCCAAGACAGUGGAAAACUUUCGCGCAUUGGCCACUGGAGAGAAGGGAUUUGGAUAUAAGGGUUCCAAGUUCCAUCGUGUGAUCAAGGACUUUAUGAUUCAAGGCGGUGAUUUUACACAAGGUGAUGGUACCGGUGGGAAGUCGAUCUAUGGACGUACUUUCCCUGAUGAGAACUUUAAAUUUACACAUACUGGACCGGGUAUACUGAGUAUGGCAAAUGCUGGAAAGGAUACGAACGGAUCACAGUUCUUUAUCACUACCGUUCCGACCCCAUGGCUAGAUGGUCGUCACGUAGUCUUUGGUAAAGUGGUUGAGGGCAUGAACAUAGUUUUGGGUAUUUCAGAUACAGAAACUGAUGGUUAUGAUAAACCAAAAAUCGACGUGAUUAUUGCGGACUGUGGAGAGAUUAAAGUUGGUGAAACGAAGCCAUUGAAACAACAAGCGGAACUAUAA